AUGUGCCCAUGACUAGCACCCGCCACCAAUUGCAGCUAUAGAAAUGAUGCGUUGGGUAUAAAUCUAUUUUAGAACCGUUACCCGUGAAUGGGAAGGGUUGGGGUUCAUGGCAUUUAUUUAAAUUGUGAGUGACCAAGCACUUGUCCCGUGGGAAGUUUUGUUAACAGCUCAGCGGCUCCAGUCGGGUUACUUUACCGUACCAAUCACAAGGUAAGAGCAACUGGCUUAGCUCACUUCGUCGCCUGCAUCACAACCGCUCUCAACGCCACGACCUCUGGGGAUACCAACACAUUAUGAAUUCGUUAGUGCUGCUGGGACUGUGGUUUAUAUUAUGUCAGGACAUCAGCUUUGGUAAGUAAUCAGUGGAACAAGAUUGUUUUUUUUUGGUGUUGUUUUUCUUCAUUGGUUUGCCUCGUCCUUUGCACGGCCCUGGUCCAGGGUUUCUCAAACUAUGGUACUCCCGACCUCCAGUGAGUGCGAGGGAAAGUGCUUAUAAGAAAUAGAGGAGCUUUUUUUUUUUUGAAGUUACGAAAGUUUCUACUCGAAUGGUUUCUUCUUAUGGUAUAACUCAUAUGUUGAUUUUCUAAGCUUUACAAGUUCCUACAGUGAGUAAAACCUUUCGACGAAUUCCAAUUUUAAAUUGCAUUGUCAUUUUUGUCGGAGGUGCGAGCAUGGCCACACGAGAAGGUUGGGGUGGUGAAGGGGGUACCCGCCCCGAGGGCCAGUUUCAGAGGACUCCAAAAUGUUCGUUGUACGUGCCAAUAAUUUGUAUUCUUUUUUUGUUAAAACUUUUUUAAAAGAGGAUGCCGAAAUUGGGACUUUUUACCGGGGCGCAGCUUUUACUUGAAACAGCCCCCGAUGUACGGCUAAGUGAAGUAGUUUGUCGGGGGAAACACUUCAAAUGGGGUGCAGAGUGCAGAGUAUAGAACAUUCCGAGAAACCCUGCUCAAGUCACUGGAUGCUCCAUAGACAAAAUAAAUGUGUCAAUAUUCCCAUUAUAGUUUUAAAACUACAGCCGUUAAAAAAAGAUUCUGCAUUGAUUUUCUUUUUUCCAAUUAAUAUGCAUGUACAUAUCUGGACGGUGGGCGGACGGCGUACUAAAUUAAAUUGUGUGGUUUGUUAAGUAUAUAAUCAUACUAGAUAUGAGAAAAGGUCGACGUGUCGUUGACAAGCGAACACAUUCCUGGGUCAGGGUUUAAGAGUUUACAUGAAAGAUGUUUAUAGGAAGAAUGGACGAUCCCUGCCAUGGGUGACAUCAUACUGAGUGAAAAAUGAUGUCAUCCCUGCCAAUGGUGACAUCAUACUGAGUGAACUAUGAUGUCAUCCCUGCCAUGGGUGACAUCAUACUGAGUGAACUAUCCAUAGUCCAUAACGAUAACAUGCUCAUGUGAGGAUGAGGUCUGAGGAUGAGGUCUGAGGAUGAGGUCUGAGGAUGAGAUCGGAGGAUGAGAUCGGAGGGUGAGAUCGGAGGGUGAGAUCGGAGGGUGAGAUCGGAGGGUGAGAUCGGAGGGUGAGAUCGGAGGAUGAGAUCGGAGGAUGAGAUCGGAGGAUGAGAUCGGAGGAUGAGAUCGGAGGAUGAGAUCGGAGGAUGAGAUCGGAGGAUGAGAUCGGAGGAUGAGAUCGGAGGAUGAGAUCGGAGGAUGAGAUGGGAGGAUGAGAUGGGAGGAUGAGAUGGGAGGAUGAGAUGGGAGGAUGAGAUGGGAGGAUGAGAUGGGAGGAUGAGAUGGGAGGAUGAGAUGGGAGGAUGAGAUGGGAGGAUGAGGGAGGAUGAGAUGGGAGGAUGAGAUGGGAGGAUGAGAUGGGAGGAUGAGAUGGGAGGAUGAGAUGGGAGGAUGAGAUGGGAGGAUGAGAUGGGAGGAUGAGAUGGGAGGAUGAGAUGGGAGGAUGAGAUGGGAGGAUGAGAUGGGAGGAUGAGAUGGGAGGAUGAGGAAUUGGGAGUAAGAGGUCGGAGGAUGAGUCUGCUAUUUUCAUCAUUUAAUCUGGUAGAAUCCAUUUAACAACUUUACCGAAACAUUCACCUGCCAUCAAAAACUGACAUUGUCACCUGCCACAAAACAUUGAAACUGUCGCCUGCCACAAAACACUGACAAUGACACAUGCCAUCAAACACUGACAAUGACACAUGCCAUCAAACACUGAUACUGUCACCUUCUAUGAAACACUAACAUUGUCACAUGCUAUCAAACACUGUCACCUGCCAGAAAACACUGACACUGUCACAUGCCAUCACACUGCCACUGUCACAUUCCAUUAAAAACAUGUCAUCAAAUGUUUAUUGGUUCAUUCCCCAGCCAUCAGACGGGCCGUGUGUGUGGUCCAGCCUGAUCCAGGGUCUCAACAGAAAGUUACAGGGACUGUCACGUUUACACAGGUCAGUGGUCCUCACAUCAAACGACUUAUCCACUACACAACUUCCUUAUUGCUCCAUGCUUCCUCUCAACUUCCCUCCACUUGUACAAACCGCCCCUUGUACUGACCCAAACCCUUGUACAAACAAUUCCCCCCCCUAUACUGCCCCCACACAUGUACAACCUGCCUAUCUGUACCACCUUUCCACCUGUACUGACACAUACCUUACACUAGAGACCAUGAUUUUUUCUGAUUUCUGUCGAAACCGAAACCAGGCCGAAAGUUAAAAUUUACUUUCGGCCUAAACCGAAACCAAAAGCUUAACGAGACUUUCGGCCACCGAAACCGAGAGAUUUAGAUAUUUUGAAAUUCGUUCACGCAUACAUUAUGCAUACAUCGAAAAAUGAUUGGGGGGGUGGGGGGUAAGUAUCAAUAGUUACAUUCUUUUUAGAAACAAUUAGAUCAUGGUGAAUAUUAAUAAAUAAUGAAUACUUUGGCUUACGAAUUUAAUUUAAAAGUAAUUUAAAUUUCUUUAAAAUGUAUUUUAAAGUAGUAUGGUAAGAGAAAAUUAGGACCCGGGGGUGGGGGGGGGGCAAAAUUCAUGCAAGAUAGACCCUUGAGUGCCCUUUACUUUUAUAAUAAAAUUACAAUGCUACCUAGACAUAUCUACAAUACUUAUUAUGGCUCUAAUAGAGCCAAUUUUCACAAAUCAGUCAUUAAGGCUAUAAAAAUAUCACCACAAUUUUUCACGGCUAUCGUCAUAAUAAUGCUUUAUGUUUUCAUAAAUAGCUGGCAAGAUAUCGCUGCAGUAAUGCUUAGCCGAGUACCAACACACUAGUCUUUCCGUGCUGGUGACGCAAUUAUUUCGUUCGGCGACCGACUUCCCUCACCCACAGAGAUUGGGGGGGUGGGGAUUAUUUUCUUUUUGACCGGGUCUCUUAAAAUUGUUGUUCUGACGUGUCUCGACGGAGAAUCGCAAAAGAAAUCUCUACUACAUAAUUAUUAUACUACAGCUGCACUGACGCAUACACUACAGCUGCACUGACGCAUACACUACAGCUGCACUGACGCAUACACUACAGCUGCACUGACGCAUGCACUACAGCUGCACUGGCGCAUGCACUACAGCUGCACUGGCGCAUGCACUACACCUGCACUGACGCAUACACUACACCUGCACUGACGCAUACUCUACACCUGCACUGACGCAUACACUACACCUGCACUAACACAUACACUACACCUGUAAUGGCAUCUACACCCAUACCGUCUACUCCUCCCCCCCCCCCACUCGUACAACCCGACUUUCUGUACACCCCAUCUCCAUGAAUACAUAACAAAUGUCUGCUUCUGUUCUAUGUGCUCCCCAAUGCAAACAUCACUAUUUACUAAGUUCCAAUUUGUCCGCUGACCCCGUUGAAAUGCGAUGUACUUUAUACAAUCGGUUUGGAAAGUACCUUUCCCUGUUUAUUAUUCUUUAAAGUAAACAUCUUUGUAACAGCCCUGGUAACUGUGUUGUAGUUUUUGUGGCGCUGUGAGCUAGUGUUAUAGCUUUUGGGGAGCUGUGGGCUAGUGUUAUAGUUUUAUGGAGCUGUGGGCUAUAGUUGGAGUAGUUUUAUGGUUUUUGUGGACCUGUGGGCUAGUGUUAUAGUUUUAUNCCUGUAAUGGCAUCUCCACCCAUCCCGUCUCCUCCCCCCCCCCCCCCCACUCGUACAACCCGACUUUCUGUACACCCCAUCUCCAUGAAUACAUAACAAAUGUCUGCUUCUGUUCUAUGUGCUCCCCAAUGCAAACAUCACUAUUUACUAAGUUCCAAUUUGUCCGCUGACCCCGUUGAAAUGCGAUGUACUUUAUACAAUCGGUUUGGAAAGUACCUUUCCCUGUUUAUUAUUCUUUAAAGUAAACAUCUUUGUAACAGCCCUGGUAACUGUGUUGUAGUUUUUGUGGCGCUGUGAGCUAGUGUUAUAGCUUUUGGGGAGCUGUGGGCUAGUGUUAUAGUUUUAUGGAGCUGUGGGCUAUAGUUGGAGUAGUUUUAUGGUUUUUGUGGACCUGUGGGCUAGUGUUAUAGUUUUAUGGAGCUGUGGGCUAUUGUUGGAGUAGUUUUAUGGUUUUUAUGGACCUGUGGGCCAGUGUUAUAGUUUUAUGGAACUUUGGGCUAGUUUUAUAGUUUUUGGGGAGCUGUGGACUGGUAUUAUAGUUUUAUGGAGCUAUGGGCUAGUUUCAUAGUUUUUGGGAAGCUGUGGCUAGUGUCAUAGUUUUUGUGAAGCUGUGGGCUAGUGUUAUAGUUUUUGGGGAGCUGUGGGCUAGUGUUAUAGUUUUUGGGGAGCUGUGAGCUAGUGUUAUAGUUUUUGGGGAGCUGUGAGCUAGUGUUAUAGUUUUUGGGGAGCUGUGGGCUAGUGUUAUAGUUUUUGGGGAGCUGUGGGCUAGUGUUAUAGUUUUUGGGGAGCUGUGGACUAGUGUUAUAGUUUUUGGGGAGCUGUGGGCUAGUGUUAUAGUUUUUGGUGAGCUGUUGUGCUAGUGUUAUAGUUUUUGGGGAGCUGUGGGCUAGUGUUAUAGUUUUUGGGGAGCUGUGGGCUAGUGUUAGAGUUUUUGGGGAGCUGUGGGCUAGUGUUAGAGUUUUUGGGGAGCUGUGGGCUAGUGUUAUAGUUUUUGGGGAGCUGUGGACUAGUGUUAUAGUUUUUGUGAAAUUGUGUUUUUAAAAACGUUUUCCGGUGUUAAGAAACGUGAGUUGAUCCUUUGACACUUGUCCUGAUGUGUAUAAACUUGUCCGGAUUUGUAUAAACUUUCUGGAUGUGUAUGAACGUGUCCGGAUGUGUAUAAACUUGUCAGUAUUGUUGUUCUCCCUGACAGCUGAACCCCCGCAGCCCUAUAACGAUUGCAAUCAAGCUUCAAGGGUUUAAAGAGUUUGACCCAUCAACGGCCCCCUCUCAGUUACUCCAUGGUUUCCACGUGCACGAGUUUGGAGAUCUGACAGCGGGGUGUACAUCUGCUGGAGGACAUUACAACCCCUGUGGCGUGAAUCACGGGGCGAAAGAGGACAAUGUCAGGUACAGGUGAACUUAAUUUACCUUUUUGAUGUCAGGUGCGGGUGAACUUUAGAUACAUUUUAAUGUCAGGUACAGGUGAACUUAGGUUACCUUUUUAAUGUCAGGUACGGGUGAACUUAGGUUACCUUUUUAAUGUCAGGUACAGGUGAACUUAGGUUACCUUUUUAAUGUCAGGUACAGGUGAACUUAGGUUACCUUUUUAAUAUCAGGUACAGUUGAAUUUAGGUUACCUUUUUAAUGUCAGGUACAGGUGAACUUGGGUUACCUUUUUAAUGUCAGGUACAGGUGAACUUAGGUUACCUUUUAAAUGUCAUGUACAGGUGAACUUAGGUUACCUUUUUAAUGUCAGGUACAGGUGAACUUAGGUUACCUUUUAAAUGUCAUGUACAGGUGAACUUAGGUUACCUUUUUAAUGUCAGGUACAGGUGAACUUAGGUUACCUUUUUAAUGCCAGGUACAGGUGAAUUUAGGUUACCUUUUUAAUGUCAGGUACAGGUGAACUUGGGUUACCUUCUUAAUGUCAGGUACAGGUGAACUUAGGUUACCUUUUUAAUGUCUGGUACAGGUGAACUUAGGUUACCUAUAAAAUCAUAUGUGUCAGGUCCAUAUGAACUUAAGUUACCUUUAAAUGAAAAGGCACAUAUGAGAUUAAUGUUACCCAUGAGCGUCAGGUGCAUGUGAAAUUAAGGUGCAUUCUAAUGUCAGUUAUAUAUUAUGUCAAUGUAAGGAAUUACUACACCAGGGAGCAGCCACGAGUUUUUAACACCCGGGGAAUUCUUGGACUUUGCCGCCCCCACCACCCACUCACGAAAACCACAAAACAUAAAAAUACAUAUCAAACAUAAGAUUACAUAUCAAAGAUAAGAAUACAUAUCAAACAUAAGAUUACAUAUCAAAGAUAAGAAUACAUAUCAAACAUAAGAUUACAUAUCAAAGAUAAGAAUACAUAUCAAACAUAAGAAUACAUAUCAAACAUAAGAAUACAUAUCAAAGAUAAGAAUACAUAUCAAACAUAAGAAUACAUAUCAAAGAUAAGAAUACGUAUCAAAGAUAAGAAUACGUAUCAAAGAUAAGAAUACGUAUCAAAGAUAAGAAUACAUAUCAAAGAUAAGAAUACAUAUCAAAGAUAAGAAUACAUAUCAAAAACAGGACAAAAACGUAAUAUGAAGUGGACAAGACAUACCGCCUAUCAGCCCCAAUUUCCCUUGCCACUCUCACAACCCCGUGUUACAUGAAAGGACUAGGGACCGUGUGCAUGGUGUACAACUCAAAGGGGGGUAGUAGGGUGACCUUUUAGCAUGUUCUUACAUUGUGUUACAUUACUUUAAAUUCGGACCAUCAGAAUGAGGGAAUUUGGUCCUGGUCAAUGUUAUUGCAUAAAAAAUUCUUCAAGUAAAACACUUUGCUAUAAUGCCAAGUUUAAAUUAAAAUCCAUAUAUAGCCACAUUUGGUGCAAUGUAUACAUUACUUGAUUGGUGUUCCUGUAGUUGUGGGCCAUCCAUAAAUGACCUCGCGUCAUUUUACCCCCCCCCUACCCCACACACACCAAAAAGGGGGGGGGCGGCACCACGAUUGUGUGACGAGGGUGUCAAUUUUUAAAACUAAUUUGUGACGAUAGUCGCAGAAAAAAAAAGUGCAGGCUGCGCUGGGCAGGACACUUAGAGAGAAUGUCAAAUGACAGAUGAGUGAAGAGGGUGCAUCACCAAAAUCCCAGAGGAAAACGGCUCAGAGGCGGACCUAGGCUUAGAGGAAUGGAUGAUGUGGGAAAAGCUCUACAAUUUGGAAUCCAGUCAUGGAAAAGAAAAGCAUUUGUUAGGUCUGAAGUCUGAAGGGAAGGAAGUGGUGAGGCAGGCCAAAGCCCUACAUGGGCUGCAUUGCCACAGGGAUGAAUGGAUGGAAUUUGUGACGAUUUUUUUUUGGGGGGGGGGGAUCGGACAAAUUAGCAUGACGUAACUUAUGGGUGGCCCCUUCAGUCAUAUUAUUUUAAAAUUAUAAACACACAAAUAAUAUUUCAGUAAUGGCAAAUAAUCAGAUUAUUUAAUGGGUAUUGAGUAGGUCAGCGGUUCCCAACCGGUGCUUCCCGGAGUCAUGGUGAGCUCAGGGGCUCCACGGCAGAUCUAGAAGACUUCAAAAGUUCUAAACACUAUUAAAUUACUAGACAUUCGAUUGGCUAAGGGGCUCCCCUAUAGAAAAUAAGUUUAAAAACGGCUCCGUGGAUCAAAAAGAGUUGGGAGCCACUGACGUGGACUGAUCAGCUGAUCGAUUGUGACGCUCCUAAUUAAAAUCCACCGUUUCCUUUCAUUUCAACAGACACAACGGUGACCUGGGCAACAUUCAACAAGAACCUAAUGGUACGAUUCCUGAGCUGGUCCUCACAGACCGUUUCGUGACCUUGUAUGGGGACUGGUCAGUCCUUGGCAGGGCCAUCGUGGUAAGGAAAUAAGGGGGGGGGGGCUUUAGGCAUUUAGUUAAUGUGAUGGCCGUGUCAUGGUCCUCCGAUUGUUACAAUGGGCACCCGACGUGACACACGUGACCUUGUAUGGGGACUGGUCAGUCCUUGGCAGGGCCAUCGUGGUAAGGAAAUAAGGGGGGGGGGGGCUUUAGGCAUUUAGUUAAUGUGAUGGCCGUGUCAUGGUCCUCCGAUUGUCACAAUGGGCACCCGACGUGACACUGUGCUCCCGACGUGACACUGUGCUCCCGACGUGACACUGUGCUCCCGACGUGACACUGGGCUCCCGACGUGACACUGUGCUCCCGACGUAACACUGGGCUCCCGACGUGACACUGGGUUCACGACGUGACGGUGGGCCCGCCACGUGACAACAGUCUGAGGUUGGAAAGUGAAUAUGACACUGUAUUGUGACGAUAUGAAGAGGCUGCGCCUCUUUAAAGGGAACGUGACUAUAUAAAGCGACUGUGGCACUAAAAAAGGAACGUAACUAUAUAAGGGGACUGUGGCACUAAAAAAGGAACGUGACUAUAUAAGGGGACUGUGGCACUAAAAAAGGAACGUGACUAUAUAAGGGGACUGUGGCACUAUAAAGGGAAAGUGACUAUCAUGGGAACGUGACUAUAUGAAAGAACUGAAUGUAUGAGAAGACCGUGACUGUAUGAAGAGACCGUGACUGUAUGAAGAGACCGUGACUGUAUGAAGAGACCGUGACUGUAUGAAGGGACGGUAGUUUAAGAAGGGAAUGUGAUUGAAGGGAAUGUGAUUGGAUGAAGGGAAUGUGAUUGUAUGAAGGGAAUGUGAUUGUAUGAAGGGAAUGUGAUUGUAUGAAGGGAAUGUGAUUGUAUGAAGGGAGUGUGAUUGUAUGAAGGGAGUGUGAUGGUAUGAAGGGAGUGUGAUGGUAUGAAGGGAAUGUGAUGGUAUGAAGGGAAUGUGAUGGUAUGAAGGGAAUGUGAUGGUAUGAAGGGAAUGUGAUGGUAUGAAGGGAAUGUGAUGGUAUGAAGGGAAUGUGAUGGUAUGAAGGGAAUGUGACUGUAUGCAAAGACUGUUACUGUAUAAAAGUUCUGUGACCGAGUGAAGUAACUGUGACCGUUGUGACGGAUAGUCGUCUAGGAGUAGGUCCGCUCCGUACGGCCACAGAAACAAUCUCAGUCUAGAACUCCGUUGUUUUCUCCUAUCCUCUACGCCCUACUAGGCUGAUGUGUAGUAAACCAGUAUCAAUUCAAAAAAAUCACGAGAAAGUUUGAAUAAUCAGUAUUUUUCAAUGAUUUGUAUUCUGGGUGAAACACAGUCUACAAUGAUGAUAAAUUAGUAACAAUUGGCGUUCACGGUAGAAGAAAAAACUCCAGUCCACGAGACGAAGAUGUACUCAUCUCAACAAACUAAUAACUCAAUUAAACUCACUCCUUUGUUGUUUUUUUUUAAAUGGCUUCUUGUCUCUCACAACAAUAAUUACUCACCACUUUUCACCAAGUGUUGUUGUUUUUUUUCCCAACACACCACCACGGUCAUACAUCAUAGCUCAUACGUCAUUUGUGGCUGAGUAAAAUCGAUGGGGUAUAAGGGUAAGCAACUUAAUAUUUUUUUUUCAACCGGGUCUCAUAAAAUUGUUGCUGGGUCUCGACGGAGAGUCGCAAAAGACAUCGAAAUUGGUCGCCAAAAUCAUCAAAGUAAACAGGUCUGCAGGAUGUCUACUAUAUAAUUAUUAUACGAACCCGUGAUACAUGUUUAUGAGCAUGAUCAUGAAUUUCAAGAAAUGAAUGAAUUAAAUAGGCCUAAGUUUCCUUAAUUUUUUUUUUUUUUAAAUAAAACAAAAAUAAUAAUGGAGAAAUAUGAUCAUUCCUUAGGAUUAUUCAAUAUUAUUCACCUUAUUAAUCAUCAAAAUGAAUUCCCCAAAUGAAUGAAUUGAAUAAACUUGGGUUUCCAAAUUUCAUUUUUGAAAAAAUGAAAACAAAACUGUUAUAAAAUAUUACCACCCCCCCCAACUAGUUUUUCUUCCUCAAAACUAUUUACAUUUGUCUAGGCCUAAUUGAAAUUUAAUUGGGGGGGGGGGAAUAAAGGACAAGUAGUUCAUACGAUGACAGCAAGACUUCGAGCAAUAUGAAUAUCGGAUUGCGGGCCUAGAGACGGUCAGUCUAACUUUUGGUAGAUGACCGAAAACUUCAGUCACUUUCGGCCGAAACCUAAAUUAAACCGAAAGUGAACUUUUCUGUUUCAGCCGAAACCGAAAUUAAACUAUAAUUUAACUUUUCUGUUUCGGCCCAAGCAGAAACUAGGCCGAAAGGGAUCAAAUGGCAACUUUCAGCGAUGAAACCGAAGCUGAAAUUCGGUCGGCCUCUAGCUUAACCCCAUCGGGUGGAUGAUAAAACUGGCCGCUGGACAAAUAACAUGUUUAGGCCCUAGCGACGCCGUUACAUCUUCCUCUACUUGAACACGUUAAUGGGGUGAUCUCAUGUAGACCAGAAAUGUGUUUUAAAUCUCUUGCGAUUUCUAUUUUUUUGUGGCAUAAAAAGCAUGUUUCAUUUGAUCACAGGUUCAUGAAAAGGCAGAUGACUUGGGGCGUGGAGGAGACCAGGCCAGUCUGACCAAUGGGAACGCCGGAUCCCGUCUUGGCUGCUGUGUCAUUGGCCUGGCAAAAACCAACUGAUCGCAUCCAAACCAACUUGAAAGGCAACGACUCACAUGUUUCCGUGUGACAGAGACGAGAAUGGAGCAACGCGAUUGAAAUAUUAAGCAGUUUAAAUUCCGAUGAUUCUGAAGUGAAUUUUUCAUUGCAUUAAAAAAACAAUUUAAGUUAAAAAUUGUAAACAAUUUAAGUUAAAAAUUGUAAACAAUUUAAGUUAAAAAUUGUAUUUCGUUGUUUUCUCUGGGUUACGCACAAAAAGCAUCAACUAUAUUACAUUAUGUUCAAAAAAUAAAUUUACCGGUACAAAAUUUCAAGAUGUCUUUAUUUAUGCAUUUAUUUCCUUGAGCUGCAGUCUUAAAAUUUGUUUUGUUAGAUCAAUUCUGAUAAAAAUUCCGGGGAUUUGCGCAUGGGCUGGGGAUGGGUGUGUGUAAACCAGAGAUUUGGAGUAGAGUUUGGGAUUUGGAGUAGAGUUUAAGAUUUGGAGUAGAGUUUGAGCUAUGGAGUAGAGUUUGAGCUAUGGAGUAGAGUUUGAGCUAUGGAGUAGAGUUUGAGCUAUGGAGUAGAGUUUGAGCUAUGGAGUAGAGUUUGAGCUAUGGAGUAGAGUUUGAGCUAUGGAGUAGAGUUUGAGCUAUGGAGUAGAGUUUGAGCUAUGGAGUAGAGUUUGAGCUUGAGCUAUGGAGUAAGAUCGUUUUUUUUUCCUAGCUCCAAAAUUAUGUUUUUAAAUACGAAUAAAAAUAUAAAGUUUGAACUUCUUAAUUUAAAAUUGUUGCCCUAUUCUUCUAAAAGUUAUGUUGUCCCACUCUUCUACCAUGAAUGUUGCCCCACUCUUCUACCAUGAAUGUUGCCCCACUCUUCUA
Molecule: messenger RNA, 11328 nt
Organism: Lymnaea stagnalis (great pond snail)
Lineage: Eukaryota; Metazoa; Mollusca; Gastropoda; Lymnaeidae
Source: the annotation of a GenBank genome assembly